Messenger RNA from Charadrius vociferus (killdeer), 1739 nucleotides. It is a transcript of the gene KLF5, whose product is annotated as Kruppel-like factor 5 (intestinal). NCBI's taxonomy places the organism in Eukaryota, Metazoa, Chordata, Aves, Charadriiformes, Charadriidae. Bases 13 to 1116 code for a protein of 367 amino acids. Gene Ontology annotation, biological process: regulation of transcription by RNA polymerase II. The record is from RefSeq and is a predicted model, not a curated record. Gene Ontology annotation, molecular function: RNA polymerase II cis-regulatory region sequence-specific DNA binding; DNA-binding transcription factor activity, RNA polymerase II-specific. The transcript is spliced from 3 exons.
ACGAGAUGUGAAAUGGAGAAAUACCUGGCACCUCAGCUUCCGCCCGUUCCUGUCAUCCCUGAACAUAAGAAGUACAGAAGAGACAGUGCCUCAGUCGUAGACCAGUUUUUCACUGACAGCGAAGGGUUGCCUUACAGCAUCAACAUGAACGUCUUCCUUCCCGACAUUAGCCACCUGAGAACUGGCCUGUACAAAUCUCAGCGACCCUGUGUAACCCACAUCAAGACAGAGCCGGUCACCAUCUUCAGUCACCAGAGCGAAACUACUGCCCCUGCCCCUGCCCCUGCCCCAACUCAGGCCCUCCCUGAAUUUACCAGCAUCUUCAGCUCCCACCAAACUCCUGAUGUGAACAACAUUUUCAUCAAGCAGGAGCUUCCUACUCCAGAUGUUCAUCUUUCCGUCACACCCCAGCAAGGCCAGUUAUAUCAGCUCUUGAGCUCACCGGAUUUAGAUAUGCCCAACACCACUACUCAGGCAGCUGUGAUGGACUCCCUUAACAAUGUCUCCAUGCCAUCAGCCAUGGCGGGCCUUAACACGCUCUCCUCGGCUGUUCCACAGACUGCAAUGAAACAGUUCCAGGGCAUUCCCCCCUGCACCUACUCCAUGCCAAACCAGUUUCUGCAGCAGCAGGCCACUUACUUCCCUCCUUCACCCCCAAGCUCAGAGCCUGGAAGCCCAGAUAGACAAGCAGAGAUGCUACAGAAUUUAACUCCUCCUCCGUCAUACGCUGCAACUAUAGCUUCCAAGCUGGCAAUUCACAAUCCGAAUUUACCAGCGACUCUGCCCAUAACCCCCCAGAACAUCCAACCAGUCAGAUACAACAGGAGAAGUAACCCAGACUUGGAGAAAAGACGUAUCCACUACUGUGACUAUCCCGGCUGUACAAAAGUUUAUACAAAGUCUUCUCACUUAAAAGCGCACCUGAGAACUCACACGGGUGAGAAACCGUACAAGUGCACAUGGGAAGGCUGCGACUGGAGAUUCGCUCGCUCGGAUGAAUUAACACGCCACUACAGGAAGCACACGGGGGCAAAGCCCUUCCAGUGCGCUGUCUGCAAUCGGAGCUUCUCCCGCUCCGAUCACCUGGCUCUCCACAUGAAGAGGCAUCAGAACUAAAAGCUGGACUUGUCGUUGAGGCGGUUCUGUAUCUAUGCAAUUUCCUAUUGACUCUCGACCUACAACUAAAAUUAGUUUAAUUUUUGAGUAUGGGUUAUCCAUUCAAAAAGAAAUCUCAAAAGAAACUGGAAAUGUAUAUUUUGUAUAUUUAUGCAGAAAAAGGGAAGACACUGUAUCACAAUACCAGAGUGUUUGGUCGUUUGUUUGCUCUCAUGAUGUAUAUGGCUUUAGUCAGCAGAUUUCAUCUCUUUACAAGUAUUGUGUCUUGACACAUUGCAGCUUUAUACAUUUUUUUUUCUCUUGCGGUGUUUUGACCAAAGCACUGUCAUUAUUGUGACAAUGUUUAGUAAACAAAUUAAUGAGAGGCUGCAGAUGAAUGAACACAGUGGAAAAGCCAUGAAUUGUAAUCUGUCAGGUUUUUACUGGACAUACUUAGUACUUGUGGGGUUUUUUUUUAAUGUUAAGUCGUUCUGUGGAGUAAAGUACAUACAUAGAAAAACUCAUAAACAGCCAUAGAACAAAAUAUUUUGUUCUUUAUGUUGCAUGUUUGCUAUGACAAAGAUUUUGUAAAUAUGCAAAUCAGCUUUUUAGGUUUAAUACAAAAGUUUUCUAAGAAUCUUCUG